GGUAUAAUCAAUUGCUUUGCACUGUGCAGAGACCGUCUUGAAAAAAAAAAUUGUUUUACUUGAUCAACAACUACUAGUUGUGCGGUCAGUGGUCGCUGUCGUGUGCUCAGAUUGUAUUAAUUGCAUUUUAAAAGAGAUUAUUUCACUUUCAUAUUAUUUACAAAGUUGUGCUUAACUCGGUCAAUUAAUGUUAAUAAUAUAGUAAAGACUGUGAUUAUAUAGGUAUACCAUUAAUUUCUUAGACAUUGGUGUUAUGUGCUGGAAAUACCUGAGAUAACUAUACGUUAGAACAAUAAAUUUAUUUUAUGUUAAAGUGAAUCGCUUCAAACGAUGACGAACGAUAAUGAAAAAUCCGAUCAAAAUUUGAAUAACAAUGAAAUUGCCGAGGGAACCACCGAUCCGGAGACGAGCACUACGAAAUAUCCAUAUCCUAAAUCUAUUUUCUUCAUCAUCAGUAAUGAAUUUUGUGAAAGAUUCAUGUACUAUGGAAUGAGAACGGUUUUGGUGUUGUAUUUGACAAGGAAAUUAUUUUGGGAUGACGAUACAGCUACCAUUAUUUAUCAUCUAUUCACAACGCUAGUCUACUUCUUUUCCGUACUGGGUGCCAUUUUAUCCGACAGUUGGUUGGGCAAGUUUAAAACCAUUUUAUUUUUGUCAAUGGUAUACUCUUGCGGUAGUAUAUUAAUGUCGUUAACUGCUAUGCCUGAUUUAAAUAUUCCGGGAAGGGAGUUCACCAUAGUUGCGUUAUUGCUCGUGGCUCUUGGAUCCGGUGGUAUCAAACCGUGCGUCGCUGCUUUUGGUGGAGAUCAAUUUAAGAUGCCUGAACAGGCCAAAUAUAUGCUCACGUUCUUUUCGCUUUUCUAUUUCACAAUUAAUUUGGGAUCGUUCAUUUCAACUUUGAUCACUCCGAUUCUUCGGUCCGAUGUUAAGUGCUUCCAAGAUGACGAUUGCUAUUCGUUGGCAUUUGGUGUGCCUGGAGCGUUAAUGGUUCUCUCAAUUAUAAUUUUCUUCGCUGGUAAGCGAUUGUACAAGGUCACCCCACCCGCGGGAAACAUGUUGGUGAAAGUGUCUAGCUGUAUUGGCCACGCAAUUUCUAGAAAAAUGAAAGAAAGAAAGACAAAUCCAAAAGCUCAUUGGCUAGACUAUGCUGUUGAAAAACAUGGCCAGCAACUAGUAAAUGAAGUAAAAGUUCUCCUCAACGUUCUCGUAUUGUACAUUCCGUUGCCAGUGUUCUGGUCUUUAUUCGAUCAGCAAGGAUCCAGAUGGACAUUCCAGGCAACACGAAUGAUGGGUUUCAUCGGAAGUUACGAAAUAAAACCUGAUCAAAUGCAAGUCGUAAAUCCACUGUUAAUUUUGGUAUUCAUUCCAUUGUACGAUGUGCUCUUCUAUCCACUGCUGUCGAAAAUUGGCGUUCGACGUCCACUACAAAAAUUGACGCUGGGCGGCAUUCUGGCUGGAGUUGCUUUCCUCUGUUCAGCUAUUGUUGAACUACAAUUAGAGAAAACUUAUCCCGUUUUGCCCGGAGUCGGUCAAAGUCAAUUGAGAAUAUUUAACGGUCUACCGUGUGCGUAUAACAUUCAAACGUCCAUUCACGGUGCUGAUGAGACUUUCCCAUUGCCCGCAAUGGAUGCCUACCAAGAUAAAUACAUUGACGUUACGGAGAGAUCCAAUUUUACAUACGUAAUGACUCCAACACAAACGAAUGCCGAAUGUCCAGAAUUCCGAGGCACUUUCCAUUUAGGAUCGGAAUUGGCGAUGAGCUAUUUCAUGACUCGACAGAGCGAAAUUUACGAAUACGAAGAUGACCCGAAUAAAUCCCGAACUGGUGAUCCAUUGCUUCGAAUAUUGGUCAAUUCAGCUAAUACGGUGUCGCUCAAGGUCACUGAUGUUGUGCAUCCCGAUAGAUUGGUUAGAUUCGAAGGAAACACAACUGAAAGGGAUCUUAUUCAACUGGUAUCGUCAACGUAUGAAAUUGAAAUUGGUAGUUUUGUUGAGUCUUACGUAAUAACCCAAGGAGCGGUUAAUACUUUGUUUUUGCGAGAGACUCCGACUGGCGAAUACAUUUCAAAGGAUGUUGUUAUAUCUGAACCAAAUUCCAUGCACAUGCUUUGGCUUCUACCACAGUACAUCAUUAUGACAUUGGGAGAAGUUAUGUAUUCCGUAACUGGUUUAGCAUUUUCCUAUGCUGAGGCGCCAGUUAGUAUGAAAUCUGUGUUGCAGUCAUGUUGGUUGUUGACGGUUGCCUUCGGUAAUGUGAUUGACAUAAUUAUCAUUGGAGCUAGAGGUUUUAGUUCGCAGGCGCAUGAAUUUUUCUUAUUCGCUGGAUUGAUGUUCGUGGACAUGAUUAUCUUUAUGAUCCUUGCCUAUCGAUACAAAAGCGUACCAACUACCGAACCCACCGAACAGCCCAAGAAUACUGAUGAGUGACGAAAGAGGUGGGAAAAAGAACGUUUGGAUAAUGUCGCCUUGAAGGAGGAGCAAACAACACGCUUAUCACAAAUUCUUUUGUAAUUGUUUUAAUAAACGUUUAUUUAAAA
Messenger RNA from Bradysia coprophila, 2537 nucleotides. Its product is annotated as peptide transporter family 1-like. Gene Ontology annotation, cellular component: membrane. The record is from RefSeq and is a predicted model, not a curated record. Gene Ontology annotation, biological process: oligopeptide transport; transmembrane transport. Gene Ontology annotation, molecular function: transmembrane transporter activity. Lineage: Eukaryota; Metazoa; Arthropoda; Insecta; Diptera; Sciaridae.